UUAAAGCAGUCAUUACAGCUUUUUUUCACGAAAAUAUCAUGCAAUAACGUCGUGUUCUCCGCAGAUGGCCGCCACAGCAUUAAGGCAGUUGUGUCGAUUAGGCCCCAAAGUCGCUUAUUCUGCUGCCCUUCCUCUUGGACAAAUUCAGUGCCCGGGUAUAAGGUAUCAGGUGCCGGGUAUGAGGAUGGCGUCGACUUACAGGGCGGCGGUUCUGAAGGAGUUUGGCCAAGAUCUUGAAGUUCAGGAGAUGAAGAGAAGGAAACUGAAGAAGGAGGAGGUGAGAGUAGCAGUGCACAGCUGCGGUGUCAAUGCAUCAGAUGUUCUCAUGGUUGAUAACAAAUACAACCAGGUCUUGAAGCCUCCCUUCGUCCCUGGCUUUGAGAUCUGUGGCGAGGUCAUUGAGGUUGGAGCUGAGGUGAAGACGCUGGCCAAUGGAGGCCGCGUCAUUGGCAUCAGCAAGGAGAGCCUCGGCGGCUUUGCGGAGGAGUGUGUUUUGUACGAAAAGGACCUUUGGGCAGUAGACCAUGCCGUUGGUUUUGACUAUGGCGCAGCCCUUGCAGACACCUACGCAACAGCACUUAUUGGACUCAAUCGCCGUGCGGAGAUCAACGAACACUCAACGGUACUUGUGACAGCUGCUGCAGGAGGCUUAGGGUUGGCAGCUGUUGACCUGGCUGCCAACGUUUACAAGGCGAAGGUCAUUGGCGUGUGUGGCACCGAGGACAAAGCUGACCUCGUGAGGCAAAAGGGUGCUUGGUCGGCUCUCAAGUACAACAAGAAGCACGUGGAGGCCAAAGUGAAAGAGGUGACAAACGGAAAAGGCGUAGAUGUCAUAUUUGAUGCUGUAGGUGGCAACAUAUUUAACGAAACGCUCUCUUGUAUCGCGCAUGAAGGGAGUGUAAUUGUUGCCGGGUUUGCCAGUCGCGUCAUCCCACACAUCGAAACCAGCCAACUCCUGCCAAAAGCUGUCUCUCUAAUUGGCCUUUCUCUCACGCAUUAUAGGGAUGCUGACAAUUCAGUUUACAGGCAAGCUAUUGAAGACGUGAUAGAAAUGCAUGAAAUGGGACUCAUCAAACCACACAUCUCAGCCAAUUUCAAGCUGGAGCAGACCGGGGAGGCCUUCGAGUUCCUGAGGGAGAGAAAAUCCACGGGGAAAGUGGUGCUUGAUAUCCGAUAGUUAGCUGUUUACUGUUAAUAAUUAUUGGCAAUGUUUUUAUUUUGAUUACUGAUUAAUUUCCUUUGCUUUCUUUUUAUGUAAAAGGAAUAUUAUGGGAAAUUUCUCUCUUCUUUUUCUUCUUCUUUGUGUACUUUGGAGGAAUAUUGUAGGAGCUUGCGAUACUCAGUCAUGUCUUGGUUUCAUUCCCUUGUGAAAAUAGUGCACAAGUUAUGUUACCUGUUGCUUUAGCUGUAAUAAAAUGUCUUAGCUAUAGAUUAUAUAGAUAUGUAAAUAUAUAUAAAUAUAUUCUUUGUCUUGGGUAUUA
Messenger RNA from Penaeus monodon (black tiger shrimp), 1481 nucleotides. RefSeq names its product quinone oxidoreductase-like protein 2 homolog. The record is from RefSeq and is a predicted model, not a curated record. Lineage: Eukaryota; Metazoa; Arthropoda; Malacostraca; Decapoda; Penaeidae. The transcript is spliced from 8 exons. Bases 65 to 1177 code for a protein of 370 amino acids. Gene Ontology annotation, cellular component: mitochondrion. Gene Ontology annotation, molecular function: oxidoreductase activity.